AUGCACCCACUAGCGGGAGGCCAGCCUCAAAACCUAACACAGCAACAAGCCGUCACGCGGCCGCUUACCGACCAAAUGGCGGGCGGGAUCCCCGUGCUGCAUCUCCUUUCUCUCAACGGAACCUUUGAGCGCAAGACGAUUCAGGUUCCCUUUGCGCCCGACACAUUAAGAAUCGGCCGACAGACGAACCAAAAAACGGUGCCGACGCCAUCCAACGGCUAUUUUGACAGCAAAGUCUUAUCAAGGCAACACGCGGAGAUAUGGGCAGACCGGUCCGGUAAGAUAUGGAUUCGCGAUGUCAAGUCAUCCAACGGUACCUUUGUCAACGGCACACGCCUGUCUCAAGAGAACCGCGAAUCCGAGCCGCACGAGCUACAGACGGCCGAUCAUCUCGAACUGGGCAUCGACAUCGUGAGCGAGGACCAAAAGACGGUCGUCCAUCACAAAGUCGCGGCCAAGGUUGAGCAUGCCGGCUUCCUCAGUCCCUCUAGCAAUUUGCUAGACAUGAACUUUGGCGACCUCGAUCCCGCCAACGGAAACGUCCUUUCGUCUGGGCAGCGCGUCAUGCACGCGCACUCGCGUAACGGAAGUAACGCACCUGCCAUGGGCAAUGGUCGCAUGAUCUCUACUGCCGGUCUCAUGGGCGGCCCCACGAACGGCGCUCCUCAUCAACGUGGAUACUGGGUAGCACCGAUCACCGCCGAGCAGAUAGUGAAACGGCUACAGACCGAAAUGCGUGGGGCGAAGCUCCAAUCCCAGGAUCUCGGUCGUACCGGCCAGUUUCUCUCUACGAUGAUGACGAAAGAGGACGUCAAGGAUUUCGAAAAGCCCGAGGCACCCGAGCCGCCGAAGCAGCAUAUGCAACCGCUGCCAGAGAAGCCUGAUAUACCAGCUUUGAAGCGCGGUACGACAGAGCGGCCGAAAUCCCACCCUUCCAACACGUCACCGAUCCGGGACAAUAUCCACCAGAUCCUGCAGCUGCAGGAAGACCUUAAGAAUACGAAGCGAGAGCUCGAGGGCCGAGACGCGAAGCUGCGCGAGCUUGAAGAAUCUCUUCAUAGGGAGAGGCUGGCUAGGGAAUCGGCCGAAGACAUCGCGAGGAAGCUGGAGGAGUCGGCCGUUGCGGCGACGCUGGCGGCCAUUCCAUCUGAGCUGGAAGGGGCCGGGUCCGAGGCAUCGUCUGAUGAUGCAACAAUCCUCCCGCACAUGAACGGCUCUGCCAAGGGCGGCUUGGAUGAAGGACUCUUGGCGGAAGCGUUUGACCCUCCCCAAGAAUCUGCAGCGCUUCAAGAGGUGAACUCGACGGACAGUAUCGCUGAAAAGGCUCUAGCGGACCAGGCGGAGAGCACGGAAGCGGCCGCAAGCGAAUACCGAACCCGAAUCGACGAGAUGGCGACGGAGCUUCGCGAUAUGAAGGAGCAGUUGGAGCAGUGGCGGAGCCGUUGCGAAAUUGCCGAAUCAGGACGGGAAGCGGAUAGGAAAUCGCUCGCCGAGAUGGUGCUGAAGAUCCGCCAACAUGAGGAAGAGAGACAGGCCUCGGAAGCGGCGGCUGCUGCUGCGGCUGCCGCAGCUACCGCUGCUGCUACUGCCACCGCGGCCAUAGCGGCGGCGACGGCGACGGCGACGGCGGAAGCAUCCGAGACGUCAGGAUCAGACGCUACGAGGAAGGAUCGGGGACGAUCGAAGAACCGAAGACGAGGCGAGUCCAAGAAGCCAGAGGAGCAGAACGACACGGCACACACAAUGGGAGCAACGGAGCGUUCGACGCACACCAACGGAAAGCCGACGGAGCUAGAAAGCGACGGCGCAAGCGAUAAGCCAACACUAUCCCGGGCGAACACGAUCACUCCACAAAAGUUGCCGUUGGGAGGGAUGGCGCAGGCACAGGACCAAUCCGCAGUCGCUGCCAGCCUCCCGUACGCAUCGAUGCUCGGGGUUGUGCUGCUCGGCAUGGGACUGAUGGCGUAUAUCAAUGGCUGGCAAGCGUCGCCCAAGCUCGACCGAUAA
This is a messenger RNA of Parascedosporium putredinis, 2007 nucleotides long. The record is from the annotation of a GenBank genome assembly. NCBI's taxonomy places the organism in Eukaryota, Fungi, Ascomycota, Sordariomycetes, Microascales, Microascaceae.